Molecule: messenger RNA, 3329 nt
Organism: Diorhabda carinulata
Lineage: Eukaryota; Metazoa; Arthropoda; Insecta; Coleoptera; Chrysomelidae
Gene: galla-2
Product: MIP18 family protein galla-2
Exons: 4
Coding region: 2007-2486 (159 amino acids)
Biological process (GO): iron-sulfur cluster assembly
Cellular component (GO): cytosolic [4Fe-4S] assembly targeting complex
Source: RefSeq, a predicted model, not a curated record
UCAGUGUUUUAUUCUGGACAUAAUGUAUACCUGAAAGUUGGCACAUUUUGACAGAUGAAUUUUAUUAGGCUACUAAAUUCUAAGUAAUUACAAUCUGAAGUAAUAUGAAUAUCAUAAAUUAAUGGGUACAGUACAAGUAAUUUUAAUUCCACACGUAAAUAUCAGUAUAGUGUUAAAUACCAUUAUGAAGUAAUAGUUUGGACUAAUAAUAUAUUGAAAAGAGUGAUAGUGUCAGAUAACACGUAAAUUGAAGGUUGUUGUAAAUAUUUAACAAAAAAAUGUUAAUUAAUAACCUUAGUUUAAAUUAGGUAUAGAUAAUGACAUUAUAGAUUUGCUGAGUAGUAUUAGAGAAUGUUAUUGAGAUAUAUUUACUAAUUUUUUUUUCAUAUAUUUCAUAAGAAAAAAUAUAUAGCUCCAGAAGAGGACGUCCGAUUGUCUUUUAAUUACUUUUUUGAACUUACUAAUAAAACGUUUUUCAUUACUUGCACUGUAUAAAUGUGACUAAUGCUGAUGCUAUACUUUACAUAAUCUGUUUUAAUUGAUUACAAAAAAAUAUAUAUUUAUACUAUUAUAAAUUUAUGGGAUUAAAUAUAAUGAAAGAAUGUUGUAUAUAGAGGUUAUAUGUUCAAAGUUUUAAAUAUGAAAAUUCAAAACACAAAUACUAUGAGAGUCCAGUGAACAAUUAAAUAUAGUUUUCAAUGGGAAUUGGUUAAAUAAUGACCACAAUUAAUUUUAAAGAACUCCGGACCCAAAAUAGAAAAUCACAGAUAGGAUAUUAAAAUAAUAUAUUUCUAAAAUAAAAGUGGAAAUCACAUUCCAAUGAUACUAAACAUAGAAAUAUUAUAGAUAGAGCAGAAGACCUAUAGUUCAGAGUUGUCUGACUCGGAUGUAUAUUUUGAAUUAGAAGAUGAUGAUAACCUAAUUUUCUUUAUUUGUAAAUAUGUAAAACUUCUAUAUGGACAGUUUAAACGGGAAGGAAUGGCGCACUAUUAAGGUGUCGACAAUAUACUAUUUUCUCUCUCGUUACAGAUAACUCGUACAGUUUGCGCAUGCUUGAAAAUGCGCAGAACCGAGCUGGAGCCUCGGAGGAUAGAGAAAGAGUCAUCAUUCUGUCUUCCUUAGUCGAAACAGCUUCCACUUAUAGAAACUAUCCAUUGGAAGUAUUACAUAUAUGUAAUUUCAUAGUUUCUUCCUUUUUCCCAUGACAAUUCCAUAGAGUGGGCAUCAAAAUAAGGUCAUAGAAAAGUAAAAUAUUUGACGCGUUGAUCAAAUGUUUAUACACGAGUUUGAAACCUGUUUUGAAUUGCUGCAAUAUAGAUGAGUUGGGGCUUCCUUCGGAAAAUUUAAAUAAUACAUAUUAAACUCCACAAGCUGUUUGGCCCGUCGAGCCAUUUAUUUUCGGUCUCAUUAUUUUCAAUUAUAAAUUUCAUCGUCUCACAAAAAUAAAUGAGCCCAAUUCUAAAAUAUACCAAAAUCUACAUGAUGUACCUAUUUCCAUCAAUAAAGUCACAUAUCGAGCUUAACUUUCUCUUUUCGCCACCUCUAUUCUAUUUAUAUUUCUAUGGUACCAAUGCUAAUACAGUAUGUGAUGUUACAUAGAUUUCUUCUUUUUUAAGCGUAACUUAAUACUGGAAAAAGAAGUACUGUUUUCUUCUAUUUGGCUUGAUAUGAGUAAUUGUAAACAAUAUUUUUAAUUGAGUGUAUUGCUAUUAUUAAGUGCUUAUAUUUGAGAUGAAGAAAAAAUCUCCUUUGAAUAAGUAGCUCUGGGUGAUUAUUACUGGCAAUAAAAAUUUUAUACUUCUGGAUUUUUGAUCGUAUUUUAAUUGUUACGACACUUUAAAUCAUGGGGAAUAGUUUCUACUAACCAGAAAACUAAACGAAAUAUGCUAUUUUUGAAUCAUUUAAAGAUUAUAAAGCAAAAUUCUCAAAAAAAGGGAUGUCCUUCACUACUGUAAACAAAUCAGUAUAAACUAACUACAGUUACUGUAAAGAAAACUAAAAAUAUUAUGUCACUAGGUCAGCUGGAAAAUCAAAAUCCAAACGUAUAUAAAAAAAGUGAUGAGAGAACAGCUACCGUGAAUGAAGAAGAUGAUACAAUUGUUGACGAAUUUGACCAAAGAGAAAUAUUUGAUUUGAUCCGAGAUAUCAACGAUCCAGAACAUCCAUUAUCAUUGGAACAAUUACAUGUCGUACAAGAGAAUCUGAUUAAAAUUGAUAAUGGAAAGAAUUCGUUGCUCAUCAAUUUUACGCCAACUAUUCCUCAUUGUAGUAUGGCCACUCUUAUAGGACUUUCUAUUAGAGUGAAACUACUUCGUUGUUUACCAGCAAGAUUUAAAGUGAAAGUGGAAGUAACACCUGGAACUCACAACGCUGAACAUCAAGUUAAUAAACAGCUAGCAGAUAAAGAAAGGGUUGCAGCUGCUUUAGAAAACAAUCAUCUUAUUAAAGUUAUUAAUCAGUGUAUUGUAUCAAAAAGAAGAGCUUGAAAAUGAACACUAACAACAUUUACCUAACAUCCCCAUGUAACAUGGCAACUGCUUACAGCAAAUGCGCUAGAUAUAUGAGAAAAAUCUUUAAAUUCAAUCAAAUGGACUUUGAGUUUGCUUUGUGGCAAAUGUUUUAUCUAUUUGCAAAUCCACAAAAACUGAUUAAGUUGUUUAGGGCAAGAAAAUUAGCCAAAUCACAGUACGCAAGAGAUGAUCCAGCAUUUUUAGUUCUUUUUGCAGGCGCUCUUAGUAUAACAUCUAUAGCUUUUUCUAUCGUACUAAGAUUAUCUUUUUUUCAGUUCCUCCAAUGUCUUUUGGUUGUUAUCUUUAUAGAUUGUAUUAUAUUUGGUAUGAUCGUCGCUACUUUAUUCUGGUACUUAACUAAUACUUUUCUGAAACCAAAAAGUAACCCUGAGGAUGUCGAAUGGGGGUUUUGUUUUGAUAUACAUUUAAAUGCUUUCUUUCCUCCUUUAAUAUUGCUUCAUUUUGUUCAGUUGUUUUUCUAUAAUGGAAUCAUUAGUCAUGACUGGACGAUAUCUAUUGUUUUGGGUAACACCUUUUGGUUAUGCUCUUGUCUUUAUUAUUUUUACAUUACUUUUUUAGGUUACAACUCAUUACAGAUAUUGAAUAACACGAGAUAUUUCUUAUUGCCUGUACCGUGGAUUGUAUGCUUUUAUGUUAUUAGUUUGUUAAUGCAGUGGAAUAUAACUCAUAAUCUAAUGAACUUUUAUAGAGAUUUGUAUAAUCUUAAGUAAACUGUAAACUAUAUGUACAUAAUUAAUAUAUCAUUUAAAGUAAUAAUAAAUAUACUAAUUGAUGUACAAUAAAAUUAGUUUGCUAGUA